AUGUCGCAGCAAAAGCAGUUUCACCACGCGAAAGCUCUUGGCGCCAUGCGCUACGUGUAUCAAAGAGUUGUGGGUAAGCCGCUCCUGGUGCACUUCGUGAUGGCUGACGCGGACAAGGGACAACAGAACGCAGUUGAAGAGAUUUACUUAAAUAAGAAGGCAAAAGCCGAUUUACCGUAA
Phytophthora nicotianae INRA-310 is the source of this 180-nucleotide messenger RNA. RefSeq lists its product as hypothetical. The record is from RefSeq and is a predicted model, not a curated record. The coding region runs from base 1 to 180 and encodes 59 amino acids. The transcript is spliced from 2 exons. NCBI's taxonomy places the organism in Eukaryota, Oomycota, Peronosporomycetes, Peronosporales, Peronosporaceae.